CAUCAUCGUACUUUCUUUUCUUUCUUUCUCUCCGUGCUCGUGUGGGUUCCUUCGCUUUCUGCUCUCUCUCUCUCUCUCUCUCUCUCACCUCUUUUAUUCUUCCUCUUCUUCUCCUCGCUACUCUCUGAGUCCGUGCACGCCGAAAACAAUGGUAGAUCUUCAAACCGUUUGCUGCAUGUGCGGUGACGUUGGUUUCCCUGACAAGCUUUUCCGCUGUAACAAAUGCCGCAAUCGCUUCCAGCACUCCAACUACUAUGGAGAGUUACCGGAGAUAGAACUGUGCGAUUGGUGCCAGAGCGAGGAGAAGAACUUGAGACAUAUUGGCUCCAAUUCGAAGAAACCGGUGGCCGGAAUUGAGGCCGGAACCGCCAACCGUUCGGAAUAUUCCGGCGAGAAAUUGAUGAAGCAGCAUGAUCAUCGUGAUGAGAGUGGUUCGGAGAAGGGGAAGAGCCCCACGCCGUCACCGCGACCCGGCACACGCAGGUACAAGCUUCUGAAGGAUGUAAUGUGUUAAAGAGAGGGAAAGAAACCAAGCUAGCGUCUCAACAAAACCAGGAGCAAGAAAAUACCAAUGUUAUAGUUAAGGUGACUUUUGUGUCUAAAACAUGUUUUGAGUUAGUAGAGUGAAGUAGCUUUGCAAAGAGUGUGUGUUUCUUUGAGUGUUCUUCUCUACUUUGAGCUCUUGUUUCGAGUGGCUUUUCAUCAAGUUGUGAAUAAAACUAUGCAUCUUUAAUAGCU
Messenger RNA from Abrus precatorius (Indian licorice), 738 nucleotides. RefSeq lists its product as uncharacterized. Lineage: Eukaryota; Viridiplantae; Streptophyta; Magnoliopsida; Fabales; Fabaceae. The coding region runs from base 149 to 514 and encodes 121 amino acids. The record is from RefSeq and is a predicted model, not a curated record. The transcript is spliced from 2 exons.